AUGGAAGACAUAGAUGAGGAGGAGCUUUUGAAUCUUAGCCUGGCAAUUGUUACAACUUCAGGGGGUGAAAGAGUGAAGAAGAGGAAGAGAAGAGAUCACAAAAAUGUUUUGGUUAGUCCUCUAAAUUCAUAUGAAGGUUGUGAAGGGAAGAUAUUCAGGCUGCUUCAAAUGAGGGAACAAAUGCUGAAGCUAGACCACAAGAAGAAAGGAGCUCAUGUGCUUGAUGAAGAUGGAAAAGGCCUCCAUUUGAUCCACAUGCUGCUCAUAACAGCCACUGCGGUUAAUGAAAACAAUGUGAGCUCAGCCUUGGAGAAUCUGAGUGAGUUGUACAAGAGUGUUUCCUUAUGCGGCGACUCCGUUCAACGAGUAGUUGCUUAUUUUGCAGAUGGCUUGUCUGCAAGGCUUCUCACCCGAAAAUCACCCUUUUUUGACAUGAUCACGAAGGAACCAACAAGCGAAGAAGAGUUCGUGGCGUUUACAUCUCUCUACCGGGUUUCUCCAUACUACCAGUUUGCUCAUUUCACAGCUAACCAAGCAAUCAUUGAGGCAUUUGAGAAGGAAGAAGAGAAGAACAAUCGUGCGUUACAUGUUAUUGAUUUCGAUGUCUCGUAUGGAUUUCAAUGGCCUUCUCUUAUACAAUCUCUCUCCGAAAAGGCAACCAGUGGCAAUCGAAUAUCACUCAGAAUAACGGGGUUUGGACAAAGCUUGGAUGAACUACGCGAGACGGAGAACAGACUGAUGAGCUUCUCAAAGGGUUUUCGCAAUCUUAUUUUCGAAUUCCAAGGGUUGUUGAGAGGCUCAAAGCUCAUAAACUUGAGGAAGAAGAGAAACGAAACGAUUGCAGUGAAUUUGGUUUUUCAUUUGAACACUUUGAGCAAUGGUUUGAAGAUAUCUGACUCAUUAAAAGCUGUACAUUUACUUAACCCUUCCAUUGUAAUCUUGGUUGAACAAGAAGGAAGCAGAAGCCCUAGAAGUUUCUUGUCAAGAUUCAUGGAGUCUUUGCACUACUUUGCAGCCAUGUUUGAUUCUUUAGAUGAUUGCCUACCUCUAGAGAGUGCUGAAAGGUUGAGCAUUGAGAAGAACCAUCUUGGAAAAGAGAUCAAAUCCAUGCUCAAUUACGACAACGACGAUGUAAAUUGUUCGAAAAUCGAAAAGAUGGAAACAUGGAAGGCUAGGAUGGAGAGCCAUGGUUUUGAAGGAAUUAAUCUAAGCUCCAAGUCCAAGAUACAAGCAAGACUUCUUUUGAAAAUCAGGACACAUUAUUGUCCCCUUCAGUUUGAUGGAGAGAGCAGUGGUGGGAGUACUGCUGGGUUCAAGGUUUUUGAAAGAGAUGAUGGAAGAACAAUAUCUCUAGGGUGGCAAGACAGGUAUCUGCUUACAGUUUCUGCAUGGAACUGUGUACCAUAA
Molecule: messenger RNA, 1407 nt
Organism: Prunus armeniaca (apricot)
Lineage: Eukaryota; Viridiplantae; Streptophyta; Magnoliopsida; Rosales; Rosaceae
Source: the annotation of a GenBank genome assembly